AUGGCUAUAGCAGCACCGGGGCAACUUAAUAUUACCGAGUCACCUUCAUGGGGAUCUCGGAGUGUUGAUUGCUUUGAGAAAUUGGAACAGAUUGGUGAAGGUACUUAUGGUCAAGUUUACAUGGCUAGAGAAAUUCUAACUGGGGAAAUUGUUGCACUGAAGAAAAUAAGAAUGGACAAUGAAAGAGAGGGGUUCCCUAUUACUGCCAUACGAGAAAUUAAAAUUUUAAAGAAGCUGCAUCAUGAAAAUGUAAUUAAGCUGAAAGAGAUUGUAACAUCUCCAGGUCCUGAGAAGGAUGAGCAAGGGAAACCAGAUGGUAACAAGUAUAAAGGUGGCAUUUACAUGGUUUUUGAAUACAUGGACCAUGAUUUGACUGGUCUUGCUGAUCGUCCUGGGAUGAGAUUUUCAGUUUCACAGAUUAAAUGCUAUAUGAGGCAGCUUUUGACGGGGCUUCACUACUGUCAUGUAAAUCAAGUACUUCACCGCGACAUCAAAGGCUCUAAUCUGUUAAUAGACAAUGAAGGGAAUUUGAAACUCGCAGAUUUUGGUCUUGCUCGGUCGUUCUCAAAUGAUCACAAUGGGAAUCUUACAAAUCGUGUAAUCACUUUAUGGUACAGACCACCAGAGUUGCUGCUUGGGACCACUAGGUAUGGUCCAGCUGUCGAUAUGUGGUCGGUGGGUUGUAUUUUUGCUGAGCUUCUACAUGGAAAACCAAUCUUUCCUGGAAAGGAUGAGCCUGAGCAAUUGAAUAAGAUCUUUGAGCUCUGUGGCGCUCCGGAUGAGGUGAAUUGGCCUGGAGUUUCUAAAAUUCCUUGGUAUAACAAUUUCAAACCAACAAGGCCAAUGAAGAGACGUCUCAGGGAGGUUUUCAGGCUUUUUGACCGGCAUGCUUUGGAGUUACUUGAGAGGAUGCUGACUCUUGAUCCGUCUCAGAGAAUAUCAGCCAAGGAUGCACUUGAUGCCGAGUAUUUCUGGACUGAUCCAUUGCCUUGUGAUCCCAAGAGUUUGCCGAAGUAUGAGUCAUCCCAUGAGUUCCAGACAAAGAAAAAGCGCCAGCAGCAGCGGCAACAUGAAGAGACAGCGAAACGUCAGAAACUACAGCACCAACAACAGCAUACUCGCCUUCCACCAAUCCAGCAGUCAGGGCAAGGCCAUGCUCAGAUGCGGCCUGGACCAAACCCGCCCAUGCAUGGUAAUCCACCACAGGUAGUUGCAGGUCCUAGCCAUCAUUAUGGAAAGCCUCGUGGACCUUCAGCCGGGCCAAGCAGAUAUCCUCAGAGUGGAAACCCUUCCGGGGGAUACAACCAUCCAAAUCGCGGUCAAGGUGGUGGAAAUUACGGUAGUGGUCCAUAUCCACCUCAAGGACGGGGCCCACCAUAUGGUUCAAGUGGUAUGCCUGGUGCUGGUCCUCGGGGAGGAGGUAGUGGCUAUGGUAGUGGUGCUCCAAAUUAUUCUCAAGGUGGUCCAUAUGGGGGUUCAGGUACCGGCCGUGGCUCAAACAUGAUGGGUGGCAACCGCAACCAACAGUAUGGUUGGCAGCAGUGA
Molecule: messenger RNA, 1545 nt
Organism: Ilex paraguariensis (yerba mate)
Lineage: Eukaryota; Viridiplantae; Streptophyta; Magnoliopsida; Aquifoliales; Aquifoliaceae
Source: the annotation of a GenBank genome assembly